Molecule: messenger RNA, 621 nt
Organism: Dreissena polymorpha
Lineage: Eukaryota; Metazoa; Mollusca; Bivalvia; Myida; Dreissenidae
Exons: 7
Coding region: 259-621 (120 amino acids)
Source: RefSeq, a predicted model, not a curated record
CUAGAAUAAGGGAGGCCACUGCGUAUGAGAUUGACCAACCUCGGCGCAGUGAUUUGACGGGAACCAGCAUAGCAACGAACGACAACUCUGUAAUAAAAAUUGCCAAUUUUCGCGGUUAAACUUAAAGAGAGUCCAUGUCAACUGCUGACAGUGAAGAGCCAGGCAGUCUGACCCAUGAUAGGAGGGAGCCAAGUGAAGAGCCAGCCAGUCUGACCCAUGCUAGGAGGGAGCCAAGUGAAGAGCCAGCCAGUCUGACCCAUGAUUCUUGACAUGACUCAUGGUGAACUAAAAUUGCUUGCAAAGCAUCUGGGACAUGAUGUGAAGACCCACAAGGAAUAUUAUCAGUUGUCUUCCAGUACCAUGGAACUCUCAAAGGUUGCCCUGAUGUUGUAUGCUGUUGAAAAUGGUAAAGUCAAUGAGUGGAAGGGAAGGCAGAUGAAGGACAUAGUAGUAGAAGAUUUACCUCUUCCAAUUGAAGACGAAGAUGGCCAUCAAGAAGAGUCCAUGUCAACUGCUGACAGUGAAGAGCCAGGCAGUGUGACCCAUGAUAGGAGGGAGCCAAGUGAAGAGCCAGCCAGUCUGAGCCAUGAUAGAAGGGAACCUACAGCUGCCGAUACUUGA